AGGAUGCCCGCCUAUAUCUUGUUCCUCUUUGCCCUGUUGAUCCUGUUGUUGUUUUCGAUUCGUCGUCGGUCUCAUGGGGCAGCAUAUCCUCCAGGUCCCCAAGGUAUUCCGGUCCUAGGCAACGUUCUAGAGCUCCCUCGUAGUCUGCUCUUUCUCAAGCUAGCCGAAUGGGCUCAAGUGCAAGGACCACUAUACACCGUGAACAUAUUGGGCCAACCCCUUGUUAUUAUUAAUUGCGCUAAGGAAGCAGCCGAUCUUCUGGACCGUUCAUCCCUCAUCACAGGCGGUCGACCAUCUUUGAUCAAAGCUAGCGACUUCCUCACCAGAGGACUGGUGAUUCCAUUGAUUGACAAAGGAGAACGAUGGCGUUUAAUGCGGAAAGCUACGCAUGAGCGCUUGAAUGUUCGUGAUACCAAGUCGUUUGUCCAAUCCAAAAAGACGAAGCUGCUUGUCUAGUCGAAGGUCUUAUUCGUC
Dacryopinax primogenitus is the source of this 474-nucleotide messenger RNA. RefSeq lists its product as uncharacterized. Gene Ontology annotation, molecular function: iron ion binding; oxidoreductase activity, acting on paired donors, with incorporation or reduction of molecular oxygen; monooxygenase activity. Bases 4 to 456 code for a protein of 150 amino acids. The record is from RefSeq and is a predicted model, not a curated record. The transcript is spliced from 5 exons. NCBI's taxonomy places the organism in Eukaryota, Fungi, Basidiomycota, Dacrymycetes, Dacrymycetales, Dacrymycetaceae.